AUGACACCCGAGCAAAAGGCCCUACUCUACGACUCCUACUACCAAAACCACCGCAUUCAAUGGUAUCUUGGUUAUGUCUGGGCGGCAACCGUCGCUGCUAUUUUCACCUACCGUAUCACAGUCACCGGGUUGCGCUACGUCCGGACGCUUGCAUGCCUCGAAAACGAAAAGCAGCACUACUUCGUCAACCCUCAUCCCGGAUGGGCUGCUUUGAGACGCAACAUCAUCGAUGCGCCUCUCUUCCGUAGAAGACACAACCGGGAGUUCAAGCUGUCUGCUGCGGCCAGCAUGGGCACGCUGCCAGGCAGGCUGCAGACUAUGUAUCUCAUUGGCUACCUUGCAAUGAACAUUGCCUUCUGCGUUGUCAGUAUCCAUUGGGGCGGAGGCAACGUUGCCACUGAGAUCAGAAACCGCACGGGCGUGUUGUCUGUGAUGAACAUGCUUCCUCUGUUCUUGCUCGCUGGCCGUAACAACCCAUUGAUCAAGUUGCUCGACAUCUCUUUCGACACUUACAACCUCAUGCACCGCUGGAUUGGUCGUAUUGUGGUCCUUGAAGCCGUCGCUCAUACUGCCGCAUGGAUGGCAAGCAAGAUCAUGGCUGCUCCUUCUUCUUCAGUCGGCUGGAACAUCAUUGGAAAAGCAAUGGCCAGCAGUCAGCUCAUCCUAACUGGCACCAUCGCUACCUCUGCUUUUAUCAUGCUGUUACUGCACUCUCCAUCUGUUGUUCGUCAUGCGUUCUAUGAGACUUUCCUCCACGUUCACAUUGUGCUGGCCAUUAUCGCCAUUGUCACAGUGUGGAUCCAUCUCAAGACUCUUCCACAACAGGUCCUGAUCCUUGGUGUAAUCGUUAUCUGGGUCUUUGAGCGUACUGCUCGUGUUGCCAUUUUGAUUCGUCACAAUGUCGGACGUGGUGGCACCAAGGCUGAAGUCGAGGCUCUCGCCGGAGAGGCCAUUAGAGUCACUCUUCGCAUGGCACGUCCCUGGAAGUUCCGUGCUGGCCAGCACCUCUACCUUUACCUGCCUUCAGUUGGCAUGUGGACCAGUCAUCCAUUCACCAUCGCCUGGAGCCAGGAAGAACAGGAUCUCACUUCGGAGAAGUUGCCAACUGACACUCUCGACGUACUCGCUAGACGCAAGACAACCAUGUCUCUAAUCAUUCGCCGUCGCACUGGUUUCACUGACUCCCUUUGGAAGAAGGCGGAAAAUGCUCCCGAUGGCAGAUUCUUCACCAACGCCCUUGUUGAGGGUCCCUACGGAGCUGCUGACUCUUACGAGUCUUAUGGCCACGUUAUGUUGUUCGCCGCUGGUGUUGGCAUCACUCAUGCAGUACCUCAUGCUCGUCAGCUCGUAGGUGGCUAUGCCAACAACACCUGUGCUACUCGCAAGGUCGUUCUGGUAUGGAUUCUCCAAAGUCCGGAGCAUUUAGAAUGGAUCCGUCCUUGGAUGACUGAGAUCUUGGCUAUGGAGAAGAGACGCGACUGUCUUCGCAUUCUCCUCUUCGUCACCCGUCCCAAGAGCACAAAGGAGAUCCACUCCCCAAGUGCUUCUGUCCAGAUGUUCCCUGGCAAGCCCGACGUGGGUGCUCUUAUCUCUGCAGAACAAGCCAAGCAGGUUGGUGCCAUGGCCGUCAGUGUAUGUGGCACUGGAGGUCUUGGUGACGAUGUCAGACGUGCCGUCCGAGAACGCUGUGAGAAGACCACGAUCGAUUUCUACGAGGAGAGUUUCACCUGGUAG
Molecule: messenger RNA, 1734 nt
Organism: Aureobasidium pullulans EXF-150
Lineage: Eukaryota; Fungi; Ascomycota; Dothideomycetes; Dothideales; Saccotheciaceae
Product: ferric reductase like transmembrane component
Exons: 4
Coding region: 1-1734 (577 amino acids)
Biological process (GO): intracellular iron ion homeostasis; iron ion transport; copper ion import
Cellular component (GO): plasma membrane
Molecular function (GO): ferric-chelate reductase activity
Source: RefSeq, a predicted model, not a curated record